AUGGCCCCACUUCCGGCGGCUCGGAUAACUCCCGGUAUGCGGCCAUUCAGUUUUGCAGGAGUUGACUACUGUGGGCCGAUAAACGUCACCGUCGGGCGCCGAACAGAAAAGCGAUGGAUAUGCCUGUUUACGUGCCUGACCACAAGAGCAGUCCAUCUUGAUGUGGCUCACAACCUGACAACGCAAGCCUGUUUGAUGGCAAUCAGGCGAUUUAUUUGUCGCAGAGGAAAGCCGAUUGAAUUCUUCUCUGAUAAUGGCACAAAUUUCAAGGGAGCUAGUAAGCUGAUGGUGCAAGCGAUCGAUGGAGAGUGUGAAGACGUGCUAACAGAUUCCCGGACACGCUGGAACUUCAACCCGCCUAGUGCACCACACAUGGGCGGAGCCUGGGAGAGAUUAGUACGGUCAGUGAAAGCGGCGUUAACAGUGUUCAACGACGGAAGGCGGUUGACGGAUGAAAUGUUGCUGACAACGUUGGCUGAAGCAGAAGACCUCAUAAACUCUCGGCCGUUAACGUACAUGGGUCAAAGUGCUGAUGCAGGCGAGGCUCUAACACCAAACCAUUUUCUAAAAGGUGUCGAGACGAUCAGUAGCAGAGGAGCGCCACACACGGAUGAGGCGGAAGCUUUGCGCGAUAGCUUCAAACGGACGCAGGUCUUAGCCGACUUGCUAUGGAAGCGAUGGAUUGUGGAAUAUUUGCCAAGCAUCAACCAGCGAUCGAAAUGGUACACGGAGGUUCAGCCAGUGGAACGUGGUGAUUUGGUGUACAUAGCAGAUGAGAGCGCAAGGAAGAGCUGGAUUCGGGGCUUGGUAAUCGACGUCUUUCCUGGAGCGGACGGCAGGAUACGGCAAGCGUUGGUGCGAACGUCGAAGGGAGAGUUCCGGCGCCCAGUAGCGAAGCUGGCGGUGCUGGAGGUUCAGGCCAGUAAAUCUGGAGCAGUGAAACCCUUACCAGAAUUACGGGGAGGGGGUAUGUACGCACCUUCGAGCACUUUUUACGCGCCUUGGCGCACAACAUCCCUGUCGACUACUAAUGACAUUGAUGCUGUGGUAGUAAGUAGUGGUAGUAGUAAGUAG
Molecule: messenger RNA, 1074 nt
Organism: Armigeres subalbatus
Lineage: Eukaryota; Metazoa; Arthropoda; Insecta; Diptera; Culicidae
Exons: 1
Coding region: 1-1074 (357 amino acids)
Biological process (GO): DNA integration
Molecular function (GO): nucleic acid binding
Source: RefSeq, a predicted model, not a curated record